Microthlaspi erraticum is the source of this 498-nucleotide messenger RNA. Lineage: Eukaryota; Viridiplantae; Streptophyta; Magnoliopsida; Brassicales; Brassicaceae. The record is from the annotation of a GenBank genome assembly.
AUGUCGUAUGAGAUAGCCAGGAAUCGUUCCACAGGGAUGUUGAUUGGCCAUUGCCAAUUGCCUUUCCAAGUUGUUCCAGUAAGAGAUCUGCCAAUGAGAACUCCUCUCCAGCCAUGUGAAGAUGAAGUAGAGGUAGGAACAUCAAGGAAACUCUGGUCGUUACAAUACUUUCCUUGUAGGACCCGAUCUAACAGGCAAUUUGGAUUUUGCAGGAUUCGCCAACUGAGUUUAGCAAGCAGGGCAUCAUUAAAACUCUGGAUAUCUCGAAAGCCUAAACCGCCGGAGGUUUUGGAUUUCGUCAUUUUCGUCCAUGAGAUCCAGCUCAUCUUUUGCUCAGAGGGCGUUGAGUCCCACCAGAAGCGAGUGAGCGCCGAUUGUAUCCGUUUGCAAAGGCUAACAGGGAUCUUAAAACACGACAUGGAGUAUGUUGGGAUUGCCGAGAGGACGCUUUUGAUAAGUGUCAAUUUGCCAGCAGUGGAGAGUCGUCUUGAGGCAUAG